Colletotrichum destructivum is the source of this 4896-nucleotide messenger RNA. Its product is annotated as Putative cDENN domain, kinase C-like, phorbol ester/diacylglycerol-binding protein. NCBI's taxonomy places the organism in Eukaryota, Fungi, Ascomycota, Sordariomycetes, Glomerellales, Glomerellaceae. The coding region runs from base 957 to 4427 and encodes 1156 amino acids. Gene Ontology annotation, biological process: regulation of Rab protein signal transduction. The transcript has 3 exons. The record is from RefSeq and is a predicted model, not a curated record. Gene Ontology annotation, cellular component: cytoplasmic vesicle.
AAGAAAUACACACCCCGACAGCAUCGCCCGGUCUCGUUUGCUGGUGUUAUCCUUGACCAAAUCGGCACGACCACCAGCCUAAACUUGGGUAGGAGGCAUCUGAUCCUGAGCCCCUGGGUCUGGCACCAUUUACCAACCUCGCUCGACCUGGCUGACGCCUCUCGUCACUCGUCAACUCUCACUUCCACCUUUUCCUCAACCACGUUUUCAACGUCCCAAAUCUUCUUCACUCCUUUGGCGGUUUCCUCUUCUUGUUGUUGAUUCGCUCCUCGACCUCGACCCCGACCCGACGGCAUUCCACCUUAACCUUCUUGCCUCACCAUAUCACACCUCACUACCCCCUACCUCUUACCCUGUGUGCGCGGGCUUUCUCUCUCAACACCAGCAACCAAAUCUCACCACUACCACCUCGUCACCUUCCGCUAGGUACGCUACCUUCCGACCCCUCUCCAAUCCGAUUUGAUCCUUGACCUCCGGCUUCCCUGCUUCACCUGCCUUCGACUCCGCUGCUGGGCGCCUUCGCUGUCGCUGGUCGAAAAGCAGUCGCAUUUUUCCCUGGUUCGUGCGUUCACCGCCUUCUGUUCCCCCUCCUCUUCUCCAGUUCUGGAUGGAGACCUCGACAGGAGUCCAUAGCUAAACGAGACGGUUUCCCUUACAGCUAUCGCCUGAGACUUUUUCUUAGAACCUCCCGGAUCCUGGCACCUCUACCCCUGCCCUGUUCGCCCGCCCACCGCACUGCACCGCACCGAAUUGUACCACAAAGUACCAACCCCUAGUCCUGCCUGACCAGUCAACGACCCAAAGGACCCCGAGACCCUCCUACGAUUAAAAAGCCCGGGCCAGCCCCCCGUGCGAGAGCAACGACGGACGUUGCGAGAGAAAGAAAAAAAUAUCCUCGCCGGCCAAACAGCAUCGCCCAAUCGCCAAUCCGGCUGGUCACCAGCAAGUGACAUGUCAUGGACAGCUCCUCGACGCCGCUCGCAGACUACUUCUGGAUCGCCGGCAUAGAGUCCAUCUCCUACCAGGACUCUACCCCGCAGCCCCCCUCCAACCUCGAGUCCACCAUCGCCGAGGACAGCGAAUAUGAGGAGAGCGACACCGAGCUGAAUGCCACUCCGAGCAAGCGAGUGGCUCGCCAUUCCAGCGUCGGCCGCCAUUCCAGACAGAACUCGGGCGGCCGCACCUCCAAUGGUCGCUUUUCCAUCCACACCUUGGACGAGGUUGAUGGGAACACGCGAAGCAACCGGAGCAGCGCUACGAUUCGUCCCUCCCAUGCCAGUCAGAUCAACGGCUCAUCCGGCGGCGGCAAUGGUCUCAACAUCUUCAACGGCCUGCCCGGCCUCAACGGCUUGAAUGCCGAAGGUCAAUUCAUCGAAGGAUUCGACUUUGACAAGGCCCUGCUCAAGUUCGCCGCCGAACGGGAAAACUUCCUGGAGGACUUGUCCUUCAGCGCUGGUGCCAGAACACAGGCCAGGCCCCCCAUGGUCAACCCGAGAGCCGAGCGCAUCAAGGCCGACGAGGGCGACAUGAGCGGCCGGAGGAGCCCCUUGCGCAGCAUCGAGAGGAGCAUCAAGGGCAGCAUCCGCCGGAAGAUAAGUUUCAGAGACAUGAACAGCAUGCGCAAACAGCCUACCACUCCUCGAGCAAGCACGCCCGGAGCCGGUACGAUCCCCCGCCAAGCUUCAAUUAGAACCACUAAGCGCUUGAGCAACUACAACUCUGUCAUCCCCCCUCCGGAGCCCCUGAAUACGGACCCAGACAUGCACCCACUCAAAAGACGCUUCGAGCCCGUGUUGCUGGACAGAUACCCGGCCAAGGACGCGACGGACGAGAUCAGCCGUCGCGGCAGAUUUCCCGACUAUGUUCCCAUGUUUGCUUUCCCCAACGACAUCCAUAUCGUGUCUUCGGACGAGCGACCCCGUUCCACCUGGCACGGCUUCACGAUGACUUCGGAUGACAACUCCAAGAUCUAUGGUAUCACCAUCAUCAUUUGGACUGCCCUGACGUCCGAGGUUGCAGACGAGGUGGAGACGAGGUGUGAACAGUGGCGUCAGAGCCACAUGUCCAACGAGGAGCGCGAGUUGGCGGCCAGUCUUGGUGUGCGACUUGCAGCCGAGCGUGCCCACCUUUCUCAGCUCCUCGCGAAGCUCCCCACAGUCCCCUCGGGGUCAUCCGCCCGAGAUAUCCUGGACGACCAGAUCAGUACCGUGGAAGAGAAGAUCAGUCUCAUGACAGAAAUGCUGAGACCCCUGCGCCACGGCGCCGCAUCCAAGAUCGACGGCUUGACUGCUGGCGAGAGCGGUUUGUGGGCCCCCAGAGCGUACGGCAUCCUGGGAAGAGACGCCACAAGAAUGUCGUUCUGGAAAGAGUGGCUGCGAGCCGUUGUCGUGCCGAUGACCGACGGCGCCGUGCUACGGGUACCGCCUAGCUCCCCCAAAGUUGGCCGCUGGCAACCCCUCGAGCGAUAUGUCGUCAACCUUUGUACCGAGGCAUUCAGCCCGCUGGCCUCCAAAACGCAGGUUGAGCUGGGCGUGCGGGAGCUGCGCCUCUAUUGCCGAAAGGAGGCCAUAAAUGAGAUACCGGGGGCGAGGACCAUUGACAUCUACGCCCUUUUCAGAUGUCUGUCCAUGGAGAAUAUUGUUGCUCUUUUCGAGUAUGCCAUGUCCGAGUCGCGUAUCAUCUUCAUGUCCUCCCACACCGGCAUGCUCCACCUGGCAUGUCACGCACUGGUCAACCUGUUGUAUCCCCUUAAGUGGGCGAGCAUCUUCAUUCCCGUGCUUCCCGCUCGUCUCAUCUCCGCCCUGGAGGCACCUUGCCCCUACAUCGUCGGCAUUGAGCGACGGUAUGAGAAGAUCGAGCUGCCAGACGACGAUUAUGUGUUGGUCGAUCUGGACAUGGACACGAUCGAUGCCACUGCGCAGCCGGUCCGCCUGCCGCGGCAGCACCGCCGCAAACUCCUCUCCUUGCUGCACGUGGCUGCCCCGCAUCACAUCCGGUACGGAGUGACUACCGGUCCCCCACCAUACGCGAUGGAGUCGUACCCGUACGAUGCCUUUUCGGUCGAGAACGACACGCUGUUCAACUCGAGUGUUGCCUCGAGCUCCCUCGGGAAAUGGGUUACACAGAACUCUUCAUCGUUUGGAGAGCCAGAAGCACCAAACUCGGUGCGACCCCCAAUCUUUAAUGCCUUUUUGCAUUCAAAGUUCGGCGAGCACAGCAAGUCGGACCGGCCCGACACCAGCAAGUCCGGGAAAACCAGCCCGCAAUCCUCGGUUUCACCGGUGUCCAUGAGCUUUCCGCCCAUGCCAACGACGCCUGUGUCACGAAGUGACUCUGGCUUCGCCCAGACUCUGAGAGAAAAGAAGUCCGGUCACUUUGACGAAAAGUCUCGGCGCAGCUCGUCCUUCGGGAUGGACAAGCACCCGCCGCUGCAUCGACCAAGCUUGCCCUUUUUGAACGGCCACAACCCUAGCAUGUCGGUAUCCGCCCUCUCGGUCGACUCGCAGUCUUCGUAUGGGGGCUACACGCCGGGUUAUGCGCCGUCGGCCUACGCCCAGUCCACGCUGGCAGCAUCGACCAUCAUGCCUAAUAUGCUGAUCCAGCCCGUGAGGAAUACCGAUACCAUGGUCUGGGUGGAGGGACAUUGCUUCAACUGGAUCCCCCACGACAUGUCGUCUACCUGUUCGGUCUGCGACGAAAGGUCCGAGGGAGACGGCAUCUAUCAGUGCUCCCACUGCGAUGGCUAUGCUCACAACCGCUGCCUCGGACAGGUCUCGGUAGUGUGCAAAGAAGCAUUUCACGCAGACCGCGUGCGAGCCGCCUUCGUCCGAUGCCUCGCCAGCUUGCUGUACACCUACAGGAAGCACCUCGGCCGUCCCACCCGGGAGCAAAAGAGCAACGGGCAGCUUUAUUCCUUCGACAUGACUGGUUUUAUUAAGAGUCUUCCUUACGACCAACAGGAAUAUGCUACCAUGUUGAGAGAUACUCAAGCUUUCAACGAAUUCAUUCAUGAACGAGAGACUCAGUCAGCAUCGCACUCUUCGAUCCGUCUCUUCGAUGAGAUCAUCAUGGCGAAGAAGGCCCGAGGACGGCCGGGGCUUUCAACGGGGUUCUCACGUCUUUCGACCAUCCGCAUGUCCCACGGCGCAUCGAGCAACGCCUCGGGCUUUGCUGCACCGUCAAAGCUCAAGAUACCCACUUACCUGGGCGACACUUCCGACCACAUGUGGCGGACGGCUUCGGUGCCCGUUCCCAGCGCUAAAUUCCCGGGCGAAUAUCACACCGUUGUCAGUCGGGUUCCCGCGAAGCUGGACACCAGUCUGAUGAGAGAGCCUCGAGCGAUCCAGGGCGUCCCUCGAGCCGAGCAACGGACACGGGGCCUCAUCCGGAAGCAGGUUCCCAGCAUGGUCGGCAGUCCGCCCAACUGAAUGAAUGAAUCGAAGAGGAGAACUGCCGGCGUAAACGCUGGGCGCCAUGAUUCGACGACCAUUUUAUAUUCUGCUUCCUGCGCCGCGCUGUACGAUAGAGAGACUGUAUGUGUAAUAAACGGCGGGAGGCAGAACUGUACAAAACCAUAUUGGCAUAAGGGGGGAGUCCGGAGAUCAAAAAGAGGCCAGGGGGUUCUCAUUAGAAGCCGUCUUUUUCAUCGCCAGUCUUUUGUUUCUAGUUGCGAGAAGGAACUUGGAUCCUCAUGGCCAUUUCCGGAUAAUUGCAUUGUGGUUGAGCCGGAUAUGCAAGCUAGCAAGCAGGUAGAGGACAUCACUGGCGGGCGGGAAGAAAUCUCUUCCCCUCCCGCGAGAUUCGACGCUGCAGGCUGUCUGUAGCCGCGGCGUUUGUUGGACUUUUUUAUAUAUAAUUGUUUUGCGCAAGAUUAGAUCAACAAAGAUGAAAGAGGAU